This is a messenger RNA of Sus scrofa (pig), 2540 nucleotides long. The record is from RefSeq and is a predicted model, not a curated record. Lineage: Eukaryota; Metazoa; Chordata; Mammalia; Artiodactyla; Suidae.
GUGUGUGUGUUUUAGAAGUGACCAUGGGUGUGGAAGACCUGAGGGAGUGUCUCUCACCAGGGGGUUGAAGGCUCUUCCACCGCAGCCCCUUCUGUCUGCUGGAGAGCCCCCUGGUGGAAUGGACAUUUGUGGGCAUUUUCACCCAUGUAGGGGCUAAAACUUGAGCUCCAACUCUGGAGGGUGGCGGUGUUCCAGGUGUGUGUGUGCAUGGGACUUGGGGUGAGUGUGUUGUGACUCAGGAGGUCAGCUCACUCUUACCCUUAGGGUCGAGUCCGUGCGGAUGACAGUGGGAGAAAGAAGAAAGUGAUCACUUGGGAUAGGACAUCUGACCUAGGCGAGGACUUCUACCGGGAGGCCAUCGAGCACUGCCGCAGCUACAACGCGCGUCUGUGCGCCGAGCGCAGCCUGCGCCUGCCCUUCCUCGACUCGCAGACCGGCGUGGCCCAGAACAACUGCUACAUCUGGAUGGAGAAGACCCACCGCGGGCCGGGUUUGGCCCCGGGGCAGAUCUAUACGUACCCCGCCCGCUGUUGGAGAAAGAAACGGAGACUCAACAUCCUGGAGGACCCCAGACUCCGGCCCUGCGAGUACAAGAUCGACUGUGAGGCGCCCUUGAAGAAGGAGGGUGGUCUCCCGGAAGGACCAGUCCUUGAGGCUCUACUGUGUGCUGAGACGGGGGAGAAGAAGAUAGAGCUGAAGGAGGAGGAGACCAUUAUGGACUGUCAGAAACAGCAGCUGCUGGAGUUUCCACACGAUCUCGAAGUGGAAGACUUGGAGGAUGACAUUCCCAGGAGGAAGAACAGGGCCAAAGGAAAGGCAUAUGGCAUCGGAGGUCUCCGGAAACGCCAGGACACCGCUUCCCUGGAGGACCGAGACAAGCCGUAUGUCUGUGAUAUCUGUGGGAAACGGUAUAAGAACCGGCCAGGGCUCAGCUACCACUACACCCACACCCACCUGGCUGAGGAGGAGGGGGAGGAGAACGCCGAACGCCACGCCCUGCCCUUCCACCGGAAAAACAACCAUAAACAGUUUUACAAAGAAUUGGCCUGGGUCCCCGAGGCACAGAGGAAACACACAGCCAAGAAGGCACCUGACGGCACUGUCAUCCCCAACGGCUACUGUGACUUCUGCCUGGGUGGCUCCAAGAAGACGGGGUGUCCCGAGGACCUCAUCUCCUGUGCCGACUGUGGGCGAUCAGGACACCCCUCGUGUUUACAGUUCACGGUGAACAUGACGGCGGCCGUGCGAACCUACCGUUGGCAGUGCAUCGAGUGCAAGUCCUGCAGCCUGUGUGGCACCUCCGAGAACGACGGUGCCAGCUGGGCGGGUCUCACCCCCCAGGACCAGCUGCUGUUUUGUGACGACUGUGAUCGGGGUUACCACAUGUACUGCCUGAGUCCCCCCAUGGCGGAGCCCCCAGAAGGGAGCUGGAGUUGUCACCUCUGUCUUCGGCACCUGAAAGAGAAGGCCUCUGCCUACAUCACCCUCACCUAGGCCUGCUCUGGCUCACCUGGACCUCUGGGGUGGUGCUUGCCUACCUGAGUCUCCUCCCGGAGCUCCUCCACUCUCUCCCCAUCCUUAAUGCCCCACAGCGGGAGGGGCGGGCGAGCCUGAGGGGGGCGGGGCCACCCCCUCCCCUCCGUGCAAGUGGAAUGCUUGCCCUGUGGGUUGGUGGGCCCAGCUGGGCCCUCUCCUUCCUCCCUCCUUCCCCACCCCUUGGCAAAUGGGCACCAGGGGCUUCUGCUCCCCUCAAAGCCAUACCCCGCCUCUGGGCGGGCACGAGGGGUGGUGGAUGCCAGCUGGGGGCACGGACAUAGCCUUUUUCUAAAGAAAAAGUCAAAAAGUUAAAAAAAAAAAAGAAAUUAAUAUAUACAAAGAGUCCUAUAAGGCCUGGCUGGGUGGAGGGGGGUUGCCGAGCGCAUCUCCUGGGCACCAGUCUAUGCCAGCUUCCUGCCUGGCGGCCCCUCCCUCCCAGUCUGCGGCACUGCAGCUGUCCCACCUCCCCACCCAAGGUGGGCACCAUUCCCUCCUUGUACGCAGGGCAGGUGGUGUGGUGUUGGCCCCCCACCCCCUUGGUGCCCACCGUGGAUACUGCAUGAUGUGAACCAUGGUUUUGAGCUCUGUUCCCGCUCCCUCCCCAGAGCCCGGCCCGUGCCCACUCCGUGCUGCCAUGGCUGGCCGCCGGUGGGGCAAGGCGGGCCCCUGCCCAGCGCCUGCUGGAACGAGAAGCACAGACUCUGCAAAGGACUAGAUUUUUCCCCGCCCCAAUUCCCUACCGGCCAGGCCGGGCCGCCCCCUGCCACCCUCGCUGGCCAUUUUCGGGGUCUCGAGGGGGCGUGGUUGUUUCUUGUGGUUGUGUUUGUUGUUUGGGUUUUAAAAAAAAGGGAAAAUGAGACUGCAAGUGGGGGAGGUGAUGGGUUUGGGGGGGUCUCCUCCAAUCCAGGCGUGCCCCCUCCUUGUAAACGAGUCUCCUUUAUUGCCUGCCUCUGCUGUGAAUUAACUUGUUCUGUGUAUUAAACUGGGCCUGACCCCUCUGCCCA